AUGGAGACAUCCGCCCCACUCCGAGAUAGGCCUGACCUUGCAAACCCCGUAGAUACCGAAGUUCGGGUCCAUAUUCCAGUCCGGGCUCUACAAAAUGUAAAAAUGGUAGCGGACAAUAAGCCUCAUUUGUGGAAAGACUAUGCGCCAAGCGAGGUACUAUCUGCCGUCGUUACACCAAAAGAUGCCUGCAAGGCGGGGCGGGUACAAAGCCCCAUGCGGAGUUCGAGGAUAAUUCGUGCAUUGCAGCACAUUAGGGUCGAACUACGUCUCCUCUUACCGCCUACCCGCGAUCUUGCUGCAGAUGUUACUUUCGGCACGGGAUUUGACUGCCCUCAACAAGCUGCCAUACAGUCCAACUUCCCAGGCUUUACUACUCAAGCGAGGACUAUACUCAAUCUCUCUACUGUGAGUGCCGGAACGCAGCGAAGUGAUGAUUGCCUCAUCUUGAACAUAUGGUCUAAGCCGAGUAAUAAGUCGGCUGAGAAUAAGAAGCCUGUUUUCGUCUUAUUCCAUGGCGGCCGUUUUGCAGGCGACAAUACAAAUACUCUCUUUGCCAACGGCCAAUACCUUGUAAAUAACACCGACAUCAUCGUCGUCUCAGUAAACUACCGCCUCAACAUCUUCGGCUUUCCCGGCGGCCCAAACACAGACACCAACCUCGGACUCCGUGACCAACACAACGAAACAGUCCUCAGCCCCAGCGCAUAUCUCUCCCUCGCUUCGACGGGGAAAUUCGCACCUCUCCCGUAUUUUCGCGGCCACAACGAUAACGAACAGGGAUACUACGCCAUUCCAGCUUUCGCCCAAGGCCGCAACGUCACGGCCGAGCAAGCGCGAAAGUUUCUGCUGGAAUCAUUCGUUUGUCCUGUUUCCUACGUAGCGCGAGCGAGGGUUGCGGCGGGUGUCAAGACGUGGUUGUUUAGGUACUUUGGGGACUGGGAGGAUACGAGACUUUAUCCUGGAUCUGGGGCGUAUCAUGGGUCCGAGUUACAUAUGGUGCUGGGUGGAGCCGAGGAUGCAAGUGGGCUGGGUAUGGAGAAGGCACAAAGGGACAUGGUGGGGGUCGUGCAGAGGGCUUGA
Molecule: messenger RNA, 1080 nt
Organism: Pyrenophora tritici-repentis Pt-1C-BFP
Lineage: Eukaryota; Fungi; Ascomycota; Dothideomycetes; Pleosporales; Pleosporaceae
Source: RefSeq, a predicted model, not a curated record